AUGGAAAUAAAUAAUCAACUGGAUACUAUUACGUGUAUACCAUGUUUAAAGUUUAAAAAACAUGCACCAAAACAUUUAUUAAGUACUAUUAAAUCUUCGUUUGGCUCAUUUGAAUACGUUGAACAAGACGCGACUCGAGUUCAAUCUGAACGUUUUCGAAAUUUAAAAAAAGCUUUAAGACAUCAUUAUUUAAACAAACUACACAUCUGGUGUGUAGAAGAAGAUGAGAAACGAAAGCAAUUAUUCGACGAUUUUUUAAGAAAAAAUGAGAAAGCUGGAUGGAAUGUUGGUCGAGCAGCGUUAUUCUGCAUUCAAGGUGGUCUUGGUGGCCUGAAAUUUGUUGAUACAUUGAACUUAUUGGAUAUCUCUGGAGCAUCAGUUGGAACUUAUAGUGAAUAUUUACAUUCGGUUGAUCCUGUUACACAACGUCGUCGACCGUUCGGCAUAACAUUGGAUAAAGUUACAUUAUUAAAAAGGUCGAUGCAGGUGACAAUUAUGAUCGUAAUGAUUGACGGACAGUUAACACCUCUUUAUCUUCAGUCUCCAUUAUGUCAAACAGAGUUAACGGGGGAAGACUUAGCUAGUAAUUGUGUUCGAGUACUAGAAUCAUUUGGCUUGAAAAAAAAUGCAUUGCAAGAACAAUUCACUGGUUGUGCCGUCGAUGGUGCUUAUAUUAAUUUGCAAAUUGAAAAACAUCUAUGUCAAAAACUAGGAAUGCGAGAGAGAUGGUUAACAGUGUCAUGGGAUAGUGCACAUUUACUUGAAUUAGCAAUAAAUGAUGCAAAGAAACAAACAGGUGGAAAUGUAAGUGCAAGAACAAGACGAAAUAUUGAUACAGAAUACAAAGCAGGUGAUAGCGAUAGUGUUAGUUACAAACAUGAAGAUAUCAAAUCUGUGGAUUUUGUUUGUAAACUUAUUGGUUUAAAUGAUAUCUACAAUAUUCUUGUACGAGCAUCUAUGUCUGUGCAGCAAGUCAAUAAAUACCCGUGGGAACAUGAUGAUUCAAUUCGAUAUUUACAAAAAUGUUUAAAUGGAUAUAGUAAAUUACUUGAACAAUUAGAUUUAAAUAAAACACAAGAAAUGGAUAGUUUGGAAGAAUGUGAAGAACCGGAACCAGUUGGCUUACUCGGACCAACAAUCGAUGACGAUUGUGAUAUACAAGAAGAAGACGACGAAGAUACACAAGUUCGAGCGAUGCCAUCAGCAAAAUAUAUUGAACAAUAUUAUCAAGAUCUAUUGAAAUGUGAAUUCAAACAACGUCCAAUCAUCAUACGACCUGGUGAUUAUGAUUUAGAAGAUCCAACUACACAUGCAAGAAAAAAAUUGAUCGAAUUAUGUCAACAAUUAGUUGAAACAAUUACAACACGGUUUCGAGAGAUACCAUAUAUUUUUAUAUUGAUGAAAAAUUGUUUAGAUGUUUCACGUUUAUACGACCUAGUGGUAUCAACAGGUAAACAAACAAUGAAUGAUUAUGGCAGAGUUGAAUUACAAGGACUUAUUGAAUAUACGCUGUUGAACUCAGAAUAUAUACAGAUAGAUGGAAAUACUAUACAAGAUCAAUACUCCGAAUGGAAACGACGAGUUUUACAUGAAAUCAAAGAGGAGGAUACCCUGGACAUUUGGACAACAAAUGGAGAGUUGAUCACAUCAAAAGAGAUGAAAAGCUUUUAUACAAGUACAGAUUUAUCCGACGGUAUCAAUGAUUUUCUCUACUUUCAUUCAUUAAUGGUACUCAAAAUUAGAAGCGAAGCGAUAUGUGAAUCAGCAGCGUCAAUUUUAAAAGGACAUAUUCAUGGCAACCGUUCAUUACAUCAUGAUUCGUUAGAUAAUGAAGUAAUGCUUCACUGGAAUGCUCCCCCAUUGCAUCUCGCUGAUUCAUUUAUCAAACAUUCACUGGAUCAUUACUUCAGCAGCAAGAAGGAGAAAAAUUGGUUAUUUUAUAAAAAGAGUGAACAAUAUCAAACAUGGAAACUUUUAUCACCUGGCUCUGUUGUACUAAACCAUUUGAGAAAAAAACAAGUACCAAAAUUACCAGAAUCAAUCGAUAAUUAA
Rotaria sp. Silwood1 is the source of this 2052-nucleotide messenger RNA. The record is from the annotation of a GenBank genome assembly. Lineage: Eukaryota; Metazoa; Rotifera; Eurotatoria; Philodinida; Philodinidae.